Harpegnathos saltator (Jerdon's jumping ant) is the source of this 1104-nucleotide messenger RNA. Its product is annotated as translational activator of cytochrome c oxidase 1. The record is from RefSeq and is a predicted model, not a curated record. The coding region runs from base 233 to 1021 and encodes 262 amino acids. Gene Ontology annotation, cellular component: mitochondrion. NCBI's taxonomy places the organism in Eukaryota, Metazoa, Arthropoda, Insecta, Hymenoptera, Formicidae. The transcript is spliced from 4 exons.
GGUAAUAUCAGUGCUCUUCAGUUGACUCCGGUAAAGUCAUAAAGUGUUUCGUUACUAACUUAUUUUAGAGGAGAACUUUUCGUAUUUCUUGCUAUUGAAAUAAAAGAUAAUUACAUAUUUAGAACUCAGAGUAGGCGAGAUAUAAGAAAGAAAAAAUGUGCGGAUAGUACGAAACAAACAAACCUAUUGUCUAUCAUAUGCUAUGUGAUACAACGUAACCUCUCUCUCGAAAAUGAAACAGAUACUGGAUAGAGUACUGCUUAACAGAUGCAUUUAUUUUAUGUUUAAAGAUAGUCAAAGAUUCAAAGGUCAUAGUAAGUGGGAUAAUAUAAGACAUAUAAAGGCCGAAAAAGAUUACGAAAGAAUGUUGCUGUUUAAGAGUCUCAAGUUGCAAAUGAAGGUUGCGAUACAAGAACAUGGUAGUACAAAACCCGAUAAUAAUUUAAAAUUGGCACAAGUUAUUGAAAAUGCUAAGAAAGCAAAUAUGCCCAUAUCCUCAAUAAAAAGUUUCCUGGAAAAAAUGGAAGCAACGAAAAAUAAAAUUCAUGAAGGAAUAGCAGAAAUUCGUGGGCCAAAUGGUUAUGCCAUGCUUAUAUAUUAUAAUACAAAUAAUGUAAAGCAAUUUAAAAUGGACUUAAGAAACAGAUUGAAAAAAUGCAGUGGGAAUGUCGCAGAUUCUUCUGUCAGAAAUAUGUUCACACACAUAGGAAAUAUUAUAGUUGAAAAGAAAAAUACUUUAGAACAGGCCACAGAAGAUGCCAUUGAUAUUGGUGCACAAGAUAUAAAUGAACUUGAAGAGAAUAAUAAACAAUAUUUCCAGUUCACAUGUGAUCCGGAGGAAAUAUUAAAAAUAAAAAAUAUGUUGGAACAUCGUCAAUAUUGUGUGAUUUCAGUAGAAAAAAAUUAUGUGCCUCAUACUAUAAUAAAAUUAAAUGAAUCAGACUUGGAAGCUGUUUCUCACAUCCAUCAAAGGGUUCGAAGUUUAGAAGAUGUUAAUGAAAUAUAUGAUAAUAUAACAUAAAUUAUAAUAAAACAAAUCAUAAAAUAACAUGUAAAAGUUAGUGGCAUUUUGAUGACUUCUUUACAUUAGUAUUUGCUGUUAUC